AUGGGGUGCACUCACUCUAUGUAUAAGAAGAAAAAAUCAACCAUUCAUGAAGUAGUUGUUUUAACUCCAUCAAUCAGAAUACCAGUGCAAUCUGAUCUUCAAAGAUCACUCAAAGGAUUGAUUCCAAAGGAUCUUGCUGAUAAAUUGUCUUCGCUAAGGAACCAGAUUGUGUUGGUAGCAGAAGAUACUGAUGGAUCGGCUAUAGCUGAAUUGCGGCGAGCUUUGAAUGAAUAUUUGUCAGUUCUCAUUGGACUUACUAAGAAAGAGUAUGGUCUUGAGGGACUAAUGGAAUUCAAGUGGAAAAACUUUGAAGAUGGAAGACAACAGGAUAGUAGCAUAGCAAAUGUGUGGUUUGAGGUGUUAUCUUCUGUUCAUUUUAUGGCUAUGCUGACACUAUCUGAGGCUGAUUCAUUGUUGAUCCCGAAAGACCAUUCAGACUCUGGAUUCAGGGUUGUGUCGUCAGAUAGCAAGAGGGAAGCGGUUGAUUUGUUAAUCAAAGCAUCAGGAUACUUGGAGUUCUGUGUUAGGCAAAUUCUUCCUCAAAUACCAUUUGAAACCAGGAAAGUUUUGCCACAUGAUUUGCAGGAGGGUGUAUUGGAGGCUAUAGCUAUUCAAGCACUAGGCCAGGGAACUGAGAUUCAGCUUGGUCUUGCUGUGGAGAGUCAAAAAGCUACUUUGUCUGUGAAGAGGAGGUUGGCAUGUGAACAGCUCAUUUACUUUACUCAGGCGUAUCACUGCUUAUCAGGAUGUGACUUCAACCAAGGACAUGGAAAGAAGCAUCUCAGGUUCAUCAAAUGGAAAUUCCUUGAAUCCAAGGCUGCAGCAUACUACUACCAUGGUCUGAUUCUCGACAAGGGUAACGAACCGAGCUGUCACAUUGUCGCCGUGUCUUGUUUUCUUGCCGCAGAUGAACUUCUCGCAGAGAGCAAAAAGGCAUGUUUGAGCUUUUGUCUUGCAGCUCCAGUUACAAGGGCUCCUCCGCCAUGGGGUGUUAUGAAACUUCUACAUCUGAAAAUUCCUGAAGUUGCAUCAAAGAAGUACCAAAUGUAUGGAUACCUUUUAGAGCAAGAAAAGGGUCUCCAAGCAUUGCCAGACCUACCUGAAUUUCAAUUAUCAUUACAUCCAGAUGACUAUGAACUGCCUGAAAUUGAUCCAGCAUGGGAUACUAAAAAUUGGGAAACUUUAGGACAACCAUUGAAAGAGCAUCUUAGAGAUAAUGAUGAGAAUUCAACUGAUUGA
Molecule: messenger RNA, 1239 nt
Organism: Vicia faba (fava bean)
Lineage: Eukaryota; Viridiplantae; Streptophyta; Magnoliopsida; Fabales; Fabaceae
Source: the annotation of a GenBank genome assembly